AUGGCUAUGAGUCGAAGACAAGUAAUGUUCAGCAGUCCUGACACAACUCGAACGCAAAUAUACCGGGAAGAGGGUGUGUUUACCGAAAGAUAUGAUAAAGAAAGGUGUAUGAACAGAUUGGAAGAGCAUAAGGAGCAGAUAAACCGAGAAGUCAAGGAAAGGCAAGAGAGACACUUCCAACGCCUCUACGGCGAUAUAUAA
This is a messenger RNA of Colletotrichum truncatum, 201 nucleotides long. RefSeq lists its product as uncharacterized. The record is from RefSeq and is a predicted model, not a curated record. NCBI's taxonomy places the organism in Eukaryota, Fungi, Ascomycota, Sordariomycetes, Glomerellales, Glomerellaceae.